AUGCUUCGCCCGCAGCUGUCGAUCGAUGAAUGGGCAGAAGAAUUCAAGAGAGCAACGGUUGGACUAGCGAGCAUGGACAUCCAGACGAUCUCGUACCAAGAGUCUGCUCAGCGGAUGCGCGACCUUCUCAAGACGGGCCUGCUGAGAAACACUGACCUCAACAAGCGUCCUGAUCGCUUCUUCUUGGCUCACCGCCUGCUCGCUCAACACGCCCCGAAGCUUGGACCGGGCUUCUGGAUCCGAUUCACCGUUCACUACAACUUGUGUGCGGGAACUGUUCUUGGAUUGGGCAACGAGGAGCAGAUCAAAGAGUUGGACGAGUGGCAGGAGAAGGGACUGCUCGGCUGCUUCAGCCUCACGGAGAAACUGGCAGGAGUGAACUCAGGGCUGGUUGUCAACACUCAAGCCCACUGGGACUCGAGGACCCAGACCUUCAACUUGACGUCACCGUCGCAUGGCGCCGCUAAGAAUUGGAUCUCGCAAGGUCUGGUGGCGGACAGGACGGUGGUGGUAGCGGAUCUGAUGAUCGAGGGCAAGCCUCACGGCCCUCACGCCUUCGUCGUCAACCUCCGUGACAACGGCCAGGUCCUGCCUGAUCUUGACAAUGCCUCCAUCGCCUUCUCCAACGUGAAGCUCCCCAAGAGCGCGCUGCUCAACCGGUUCGCCGACAUCGAGGGCGACAAGUACGUUCAGAAAGUGGAGGGGAUGCCAGUGUUCCACAUGAUCGGUCAGAGGCUUUUCACCGGACGAGUUGCUGUGGCUCAGGCUGCUCUGGAGUUCCGGAAGAGUCUUUUCGACAUGACAAAGUCCUACGCUGACUCCAAGAAGUGCUGGUCGCCGACGGGCGAGCUCUCGCUGUCAAGCAUCCCGCAGCUGAAAGACAUCUUCAUCGAAAACCGCAAGAGCCUCGACACCCUCGAAGCCUUCGUGGGCAAGUGCGAGAAGCAGCUCUCUGACUGCCUCACCUCCGGCUCCCUGCCUAGCCUGCAGCUGGUUAACGCGAUCGCGGUCGCCAAGGUGAAGGCAGUAGAAGACAGCAUCGACUUCUGCCACAGACUGCAAAACGACGUGGGAAGUUACGCGCUCAUGGCCGGGACAGGAUUCGAGCAGAAAGAUUUCUUGACCUGUUGCAAGUUCGCCGAGGGUGACAGUCGAAUUUUGAUGCAGAAGAUGUCCCGAGACAAGAUCAAGCAAUACGAGAAGAAGCCUCCCACACCCGAGCAGAUUCAGGCGGACGAAGAGGCAAAAGUUGCUGCCAGCUUGCUUGAACGUCUUGCAGCAGACGCCAAGGCAACCGGAAACAAGCAGGAAGCGUGGGACAAGAACUGGAAGCUCGUCUAUGCGCUGGCUGACGUCAUCAUGAACAAGACCAUGGAGUCCUACAUGUCUCGCUCGUAA
Messenger RNA from Guillardia theta CCMP2712, 1398 nucleotides. RefSeq lists its product as hypothetical. Gene Ontology annotation, biological process: fatty acid beta-oxidation using acyl-CoA oxidase; lipid homeostasis. The coding region runs from base 1 to 1398 and encodes 465 amino acids. Gene Ontology annotation, cellular component: peroxisome. The record is from RefSeq and is a predicted model, not a curated record. Gene Ontology annotation, molecular function: acyl-CoA oxidase activity; fatty acid binding; FAD binding. The transcript is spliced from 7 exons. NCBI's taxonomy places the organism in Eukaryota, Cryptophyceae, Pyrenomonadales, Geminigeraceae.